AUGAGUAGCGAAAGCGCUAUCGCGAAAUAUGUCAGGCUCAACGCCGGCAACCACGACAGCUCGAUGGGAGACCUCGAGGUCGCAGAGUGGACGGUGAUUCUGGUCUCCAGUGGCGUCCAAGCACACGACAAUGUCCCCGUAGCGUUUAUCCGUCCGGCCAACGUCGUCGCAGUCGCACACAAACGCACCUCGGCAGUACUCUCCAAAGACGGCCGACGCCUGCGCCGCGCCCGACGUCGCUUCCGCUUCGCCCCGGCACCGCGAUCCUACCGCGGAACUGAUGAUCGCGUCGAAAAUGGUCGAGCUCGCCGAGCAGAAGCAGGAGUGCGUGGCCCCGCGGCCGGCGUCACCGCAUCCGGACCUCAUGUCGCCGACGAUAUCGGCCAGCGGCGAGGCCGCGCAUCCCGGGAGACCGGAGUACUCCGGGACACGCUCGAUGAGAAUCUGCUGGCACAGGGUCGCCAGGGCGAACGGGAGCGCCGAAAAUAG
Messenger RNA from Colletotrichum destructivum, 489 nucleotides. RefSeq lists its product as uncharacterized. Lineage: Eukaryota; Fungi; Ascomycota; Sordariomycetes; Glomerellales; Glomerellaceae. Bases 1 to 489 code for a protein of 162 amino acids. The record is from RefSeq and is a predicted model, not a curated record. The transcript is spliced from 2 exons.